Molecule: messenger RNA, 393 nt
Organism: Eremothecium gossypii ATCC 10895
Lineage: Eukaryota; Fungi; Ascomycota; Saccharomycetes; Saccharomycetales; Saccharomycetaceae
Exons: 1
Coding region: 1-393 (130 amino acids)
Molecular function (GO): nucleic acid binding; zinc ion binding
Source: RefSeq, marked provisional
AUGCAGAAUACUGCUGACAGACCGGACUUGGGAGUGCUGACGCGGCUGCUGGCGGACAGAAAUGCAUCGAAGGAGCAGUACGAGCGCAAACUGGCACAACUAACCACACUUCUGGAUUCGCUGCUUACAAUGCAGCAGCGGGUAGGGGACGCGGGCGGUGCGAUGGCGCUGGAUGGCAAUGCGCUGGAGCAGAUGCUGGCGGAGCCUCUGGAAGUGAUCGAAAAGGACGGGCAGCAGUACGCGCUGGUUCCGCUCUGUGGUGCAGGAGCGGGCGCAGCGGAACCGCCGAAACAGCGGCGGAAGCGGACGCAGCUCACGUGCUCGUACUGUCACGAGGUCGGCCAUACGCGCGCCCGCUGCGAGCGGCGCUUGUUGGGCCGCGACGCCGAUUAG